Molecule: messenger RNA, 1100 nt
Organism: Aspergillus caelatus
Lineage: Eukaryota; Fungi; Ascomycota; Eurotiomycetes; Eurotiales; Aspergillaceae
Product: nucleic acid-binding protein
Exons: 3
Coding region: 45-959 (304 amino acids)
Molecular function (GO): RNA binding
Source: RefSeq, a predicted model, not a curated record
UUCAGAUUUGUUUUUGUAGCUUACUGAUUGUCUGUCAUUUAAAGAUGCAUUGUUUCCGGCGCGCUGCUUCUCGGCUCCUCUCUUCGACACCACGGUCCACAUGGGCUACUUCAUCUAGCCCGUCUCGAAUCACUAUCCCUCGUCAGACAUCACGAUUUCUGCUGCAGAGCAGAUGGAAUAGCCAACAUGUACCAAGUCAACCCAAUCUUACGAACAAAGAUGCAGCAGCCACAAACGAUAACGAAGAACAAUUAAUACAAGCCGCUGUCGGGUAUAUGGAAGGUACCUCUACUCCUGCGAACGAGACGGCAGACCAUAUUUCAAAAGAGAGCGAAGCACAGCCACAAUCUACUGAAGAAGAAUCUAAACGCACGAAACGCCUCCGGCUUUUGAACAAGGAAGCCGAUCCCAAGGAGACUGUGUUUGUCGGCAAUCUUUUCUACGAUGUGACGGCGGAUGAUUUGCGAAAACAGAUGGAGAAGUACGGAAUUGUGGAGAGCGUAUAUAUCACUUUUGAUAAUAGGGGAAUUAGUAAAGGAUUUGGUUAUGUGCAGUUCGACUCCAUAGAUUCGGCGAGACGUGCAAUUGACGCGAUGCACAUGCGUGUAUACGAGGGUCGCCGAGUCAUCGUGGCAUUUGCGCAGAACAAUAUCGAUCAGCAUCGGAACCUGAGACCUAUUUCUAGAACGAUAUAUAUCGGCAAUCUGCCAUUUGAGAUGACUGAUCGGGAUAUCAAUGAACUCUUCAGGGAUAUCGUCAAUGUGAUUGACGUUCGGGUAUCUGUGGACCGUCGAACUGGCAUGUUCAGAGGCUUUGCUCACGCUGAGUUCAUCAACGUCGAGAGUGCACGGGCAGCAUUCGAGAUUCUUAGCAGGAAGGCACCAUAUGGCAGGAAAUUACGACUUGAUUACAGCCAAACGAAUAGAAGAGCGGAUCGUUUGGAGAACAACCCCGAGUGAUUUGACAAGAUCCGGUGUUUGAAAGUAUCGUUUUAUCGUGGGGAGGGAUUUCACAGAUAGUGACAGGCUGUGGUUGAUUUAUGUAUCAUAUACGCAGCGGAGACUGUGCUGUACUUUGUACAAUAUUUACAUAGACUUAUA